Hypoxylon fragiforme is the source of this 1717-nucleotide messenger RNA. RefSeq lists its product as uncharacterized. Gene Ontology annotation, cellular component: nucleus. The record is from RefSeq and is a predicted model, not a curated record. NCBI's taxonomy places the organism in Eukaryota, Fungi, Ascomycota, Sordariomycetes, Xylariales, Hypoxylaceae. Gene Ontology annotation, molecular function: DNA-binding transcription factor activity, RNA polymerase II-specific; RNA polymerase II cis-regulatory region sequence-specific DNA binding; zinc ion binding. Gene Ontology annotation, biological process: positive regulation of transcription from RNA polymerase II promoter by galactose. Bases 344 to 1711 code for a protein of 455 amino acids. The transcript is spliced from 3 exons.
UGAUAGCGAACGGGAACCCUUCUAUCUCGCCCCCGCAAACUGUCAAGUGUGAUCAACCUUCUACUCAUGAAACAUCAGAGUCUGACAAGACGAGCGUGGGCUAGUGAAGUUCUAAACUCUCUCACUAAGUUGAGCUUCUAGGGCUGAACAGAUAGCGACAACGACCUAUCCCCUUGAGAGAAAGUCUUGCCCACCUUCUUCCUAUAGUCGUAGAGCAAAACAAGUCCCCUCUCCGCUGAUACAAUUCCGAUAAGACGGGGACGUCCUUGUCUCUCACGCACCUGCCCGCGUUUUUUUCCCUCUCUACUUAUUAUUCCCUCUGAAACCAGUGGCAAAAAAGACAAUGGUGACUCCCGCUUGUUAUCCCCCAAGCGAGGCUGGCCGACGAUAUAGCCGCCCUUGCCCUCCAUAUACCAUCCCUUACCAAGAGCGCCGAUAUCACCUCACUUCCCAAGAAGUAGCUCGAACAACGACGAUGGCAGAACGUGAACUAGACUCGGAGUCGUCACAACCCCGAAAGAGAAUAGCUGUGGCGUGCGGCCGAUGUCGUAAGCGCAAGAUUCGAUGUAGCGGCGACCUCGGAAACGGACUUCCAUGCUCAAACUGCAAGAACGCAGGUCAUCAGCCUUGCCUUUUUCUACGGGUCUCCUCCACCGAGACUCCUCUCAGGAACGACGGCAAUGACUUCUCUUAUAAUCUUGAAGCGGCUCGACCCUACAGCAACCAGAACCGAGUAGCCGUAUCCCAGUUGAACCCAGUCUCACAGUACUCUACGGAUAUGCCCGCAGGAGAUGUCUUAACUUCUUAUCGGCCAAACCAAUACCAAUAUGGAACCAAAGGCUAUUAUUCUGCUAUAUCAGGAUGGACAGGGACUUACCAGGACGAAGGUGUAGACUAUAAUCUGAACUACUCCUACCCGAUGUUGAGCCAAGACACCUCCCACAUGGUGCAAGGCUAUGGGCGCUACGGUUCUGGGAAGCCAGUUUACGUUGACACGGAUACAUCGACAUAUUCGUAUAACUUGGUUCACCGCCCAGCAGUGAGCAGCGAAUCCCCCAAUGGGUUUUCAUUGACAGGGAUGGCAGCGUCGCUUCCGAACACUUCUGAUCGGGUUCCAUCCAAUCGUCUCCUUCCACAGGUGAAUCGAACUUUGACAAGCCCAGCUAGCUAUCGCACAGAUGGCCUGCCAAGUUUCCCAGGUUCGAAGACAUCUCCUACGAGCCCCAUGUCUGACGUUGGCUAUAAUAAUCUACAUUCUAGCUUCGAAUCGCCCUACUCGCCACCAAGUACGCUUGGCUCGAACAUCCCACACCGGUCAAGCAAUGCUCAAGAAAACAGCACUUAUCAGUCCGGCCCGAGUUCAACUACAGAAAGCCUAUACACCGCAGGCGACCAAUCACUUCGUUCUGCCGAAGACAGCAACGCAGGCUUGAGCUACAUCUACAGCGACAAGCUCGAAGGCUCUCGAAGAGAUUCUCAGUCAAGCGGUGGGGGCACUUCGGGAUCCGUCUUGCCCAAUGGCCAUGUAUACGUACCAGACUCACACCACCCGCACAUACCAUCUUCGUCCUCCCAGAGCUAUAUUGCGCCACAAAACAACGCAGUGGAUGGAGGUACUACGUCGUCUGGUCGAGGUAGUGGUAGCAGCGGCUCCUCGCAUAUGCACGCGGAAAGUCACCGACGAUCUGCGGGAAACCUCCGUGGGGGUUAAAAUCUA